Molecule: messenger RNA, 811 nt
Organism: Rosa rugosa (rugosa rose)
Lineage: Eukaryota; Viridiplantae; Streptophyta; Magnoliopsida; Rosales; Rosaceae
Exons: 3
Coding region: 70-546 (158 amino acids)
Cellular component (GO): mitochondrion
Molecular function (GO): structural constituent of ribosome
Source: RefSeq, a predicted model, not a curated record
AAACCCCUUUUAAAACCAUUUUCGCCUCCUCCCAAAAUCAAAUCGGAGCCGUAAGCCAGAGAGUCGAAAAUGGCGAGCAGUCUCGCACAGAGAGCAGUGACGGAUCGAACAGUAGGGUUAUUGAGGUUCACGUCGAGCUUCGUCAGAAGCUUCAGCACCGCUUCGCCAAACCCUACUGACGCCGCCGCCGAUUCUUCUCCUCCGGUGGCCACUAAGCCGAAGAAGAGAAAGAAGAAGAACCUGUUCGAGGUGGCACAGUAUCUGCCCAAUUGGGGACUUGGGUACCACAUGGCUAAGAGCCACUGGGUCGGCGUCUCGUAUCAGAUCACCAAAAUCAAUCUUUACAAGGAUGGUAAGCAUGGAAAGGCAUGGGGAGUCGUUCAUAAGGAAGGCUUGCCAGCUGCAGAUGCUCCCAAGAAAAUAAGUGGAGUCCACAAGCGUGGUUGGAGGUACAUUCCAAGCUUAUCUAAGUCGACUGAAAGUGUUCCAAGUAUGACUAAACCAACAGAAACUGCUCCAGCAACACCUGAAGUUCAACCAGCUUGAUGCAUUUCCUCCUUUUUAGGGAUUGUGUUGCCUGAUUUGUAAUUCUCUGAUGUUAUUUUGAAUUUCUUAGUUGUACCUCCAUUGGGAGAAUUUUGCUCAAAUAUGGUAGUUCUUAAUUUCAAAAAUCAGUUUGACUAGAUUUGAUACUCCACUGUAACAUCCUUGUGUAUUGAAGUUAGAAUAAACUUUUCACUUUUUGGAAUUUCAGCAAUUCAAAUGGAAUUUUUUAUCAAGAAAAAGAUUGAGCAUGACUGAGUUUGCUUUC